This is a messenger RNA of Penicillium diatomitis, 4356 nucleotides long. RefSeq lists its product as uncharacterized. Gene Ontology annotation, biological process: mitotic cell cycle. Gene Ontology annotation, molecular function: DNA binding. The record is from RefSeq and is a predicted model, not a curated record. The transcript has 2 exons. Bases 1 to 4356 code for a protein of 1451 amino acids. Lineage: Eukaryota; Fungi; Ascomycota; Eurotiomycetes; Eurotiales; Aspergillaceae.
AUGGCACGCGCAGCCGUGCUUCCACCCUCCCCCGCCAAGCGGGGAACACGUACAGCGCCUCGGUCAACUUUGACCAAGACCACAGCGAGCUCUCAGGCCAAAGCAGUAUCAGCUCCUAAGCGCGUGACCAAGACCACGACAGCGCGAAAAAACACACGGGCGACUCAGGAAUCAGACUCAGAUGAUACAGAGGAUGAGCUUGGCAUGAUGAUGCAAGGACCAGAGAUGAAAUCAGCUCGACCACGUGGACGCCCGCCAGCGCGUCCCUCAAGCAGAACCGCAGCCACCGCGUCCUCGGCAGCGAAGACCAUCACCAGACCGAACAAAGCAACGCCGGCGCCCACUGCGACGGCAACAUCUGCUCGCACUGUCAGAACCAGCGGAGCGACACAACCAACAGAACCUAUCAAGAAACGGGUUGGAAGACCAAAGAAAAGCACCUCCACCACCACGACCACGACCAGCACGACAGCUGCUACACCCGCAAUACCACCGAAACCCCGUGGACGGCCCAAAGGGUCAACAACGGCAAAAGCGCCGGUCGCUACUCGCCGAAAUGAUCGGGCGGCAGCCGAGACUGAAUCAGUUGCCAAUCCUUCGGCCAAACAGAUUCGCGUCAACACGAAAUCCACAACAAUGAGAUCGAAUCUUCUUCGCGGUCCUGCAAAGAAGAAGACGGUCACUUUCCGGGAGCCCAACGGGGCAGAGGAGGAUCAACUUGAGGAAGACAAUCUGUCAUCUCCCUCUGAUUCGGAAUCAUCAAGUCAGAGCCCGCAUUACACUGGACUGAGGGCAACACCUAUGCGCAAAUCAGCUGCAACUACGACACGUGGGCGGAAAGGUUCCACUGCCAAAAAACGCGCAGGAAAGCCUUUGUCACCGAAGAAAGACAAUCAAAUCACCAAAUCGCUUGCAUCGUAUGUCAGCUCAGAUGGGGAGGAAGACGAGCUGCUGUCGAGCAAGUACAAUCCGAGCAGUCCUCUUAAAUUGGUUGUUGAUUCGCCAUCCAAGGAAGGGCCGGGGGUCGUGGGACUGAGCUCCCCUGUGCGAAGAGUCAACUUCACGCCUCAAAAGCCGUCGAGCGCAUUCGAUGAGAACGGAGAGCCCAAAUGUUCGACGCCGAAGAAUUCGGGCACCGGUUUAAGUUCCCCUGUGAGAAGAAUCAAUUUUACUCCCAGCACAGCUCGUCCUGCUGUGUUCGACAGCGACUUUCAAUCAUCGACCCUCGGCAAACCUGUUGACUUCAGUGACUCGGUCUUUAUGUCGAGUCCCGCAAAGCGGCCGGAAGCAUCACCUUUCCAAUUCUCCCUUCGAGAUACUCCCAAUCGUGGCUUGCUUUUCCGACAAGAAUCGCAAUCUAAUGCGGAAUCACCCGCACGCGAACGGGAAGCGUCUCCGUUGAAAAGAUCACCUAGAAAGGCGAACUUGGGCGCGUCUUUCUCGGAAAUGACCGCACGUGAUUCAGUGUUGUCAUCAGCUAAAAAAUCUCUAAUUCAAAGUCCGCCAAAGCGAAUCCCCUCCCCAUUCAAGAUUUCUGUCCAAUCUUUACGGGCGGUAGAAAGAACUAGCUCUACUGAGGUGGACGACGACAUCAUUCACCUUCCUAGCCCUCGACCAGAAACAAAUACAGCUACUUCCGAGAAUGGCGAGUUUGGUCGGCGAUCAGCUACUGAUGACGUCCAGAUCGUUGAGGAUGUCGCCCGUGACAUCUUUGGCAUAGAGCUGCGUUGUUACGGCAGAAGUUCUUCGUUCUCACCGCUACCCCGGAGACUGUUCGCGUUGGAAGAAGCCCUGGAACCUACCGCAAUAGAGGUGCCUGUGGAAGGGGACGAAGAAGUGGAGCGCGACACCGAUGCAGUUGAUGUUGAAGACCAGAUCCAAGAGCUCCGUGACGAGAUUCAGCGCGAGCCUGAUGAUUUUGGGACUGUGUGCCUCAAUACCAUGGAAGAUCUCCACGUUGCCUUCGAGAAUCUCCCCGACGAUCAAGGGUUGGGAGGGCAUUCGGAAACGGAACAAGACUUUGACGCAGUCGAGGAGAUUCUUUCGGACGAGGAAUAUGGAGAAGUGAGAGAAUCAUCGAUAGCAGCCGAGAGAGUCAUCGAAGAGGACCAGGCGGUGUUCGCCCACGAAGAUUAUCCAGAGGAGUCAGUUCUCGUAUUACAAGAUUCCGAGGAUAUACCCAGCAAAGAUAUUGGUAUUCCUUUUACGAAUGGGGCAGAAGAAUCGGUUGUUCCCACUCCCCAAUCGAAGGUAAAAGAGGAAGUCAACCGCGACAUGAUGGCGGAGGGUGCAGAUGAAGAUCUGGAUCAAGCCAGACCACAGUCUACCGAAACUGAAUCGUGUCUUUCACCUUCCGGAGCCACUGCCAUGAUAGCCGGCGAGGCCGUCGCGAGCCACUCUUCUUCGUUAUCUUCGAGGAUUAGUGGAACACCGGGCUCAGUGUCCGGGACCCACAGCAUGGGGUGUGGUUCACCAUGCGAGGAUGCGGUCGCGCAGCCAGAGAGUCCCAUUCUUGAUGGGUUUGCCGAAUCAGGGAUCAACCUUGAUGACAGCACCGUGAAUAUCACAGAGACCGAAAGUGAUUCACCCGUGCCUUCUGGAGGCUGUCAGAGUCCCUGUUUCAAUGGAAAACGCCAGUCACUUGACAAUCUUGGUGUUGGGUUCACGCCGUUAGCUCGGAAGCUUGACAACUGGGAGUCCAGCGCUUCAUCAGCUAUCAAGCCCAUCAAGUCUCGUCGACGUGGAAUCUUCUCUCUCGCUGGAUACUCAGGAAAGACUAUCGAGGGAUCUCCUCCGGUCGAAGACAUCUCAUAUCCUGACAUUUCAAAAGCGGCCGCGGAGACUGCGUCACCUUUGCUUCCGCACUCAACCCAUCAAACUGAUGUCAACGACAAGUCCCCGAUUCCCAAUUCACCCCGAACACCUCCCUCCGCUACCACCCAACGGAGUCAAUCUAUCAUGUACUCACCUAUUCGACUGGACAUAUUUGAGGAUAGUGAAGUAUCGGAUGCCGACUGCCCUAACAUGGACCACGAGCAUUUGGGAGACAUCUCAAAGCACGGUGGCAUCGCCGAAGCUUCUCAGCACAGCUCAUUUGGCGAUGAUGACGAUAAAGAAAACUUCGCCUCGCCCCUCAAUCUCCCUGCGACCCCACUUCACCGAGGGAUCGAUCAGCUACGAACUGUCCACACAGUGUGCAAGGUCCCGUUGAAGGGGGAAGGCGAGGUUUCGCCCUUGAAGCUGCCCCGAAAGCGUGGUCAUUCGCUCGAAAGCAGAUCUCCAGUCCGAUCCUCGCCUCGUCUCCGCAAGCCGGUGAAACUCUUCAGCAAUGAUCCAGUAUCUAUGUUUUCCCCUCGCAAGGAAGCUCGCGUACCGCUAAGCCCGAGUCCCAAGCGCCGAUGCAGCGUCCCGCGGCGCUCCGAUGGAGCUGAGUCGGUGAUUCAAGUACCUCAGUCUCCUUCCGUCGCUUCCACUGCCGGAAGGACUCCCCGCAGAAAGAGUAUUCCUGGGGGACAAGCACUACAAGGUGCCGUGGUGUACGUCGAUGUACACACGACUGAAGGAGAAGAUGCGUCAGGAAUAUUUGUGGAGCUUCUGCAGCAAAUGGGUGCUCGAUGCUUCCGAUCAUGGUCUUGGAAUCCUCGCAGCAGCUUAUCGCCCGUGGAUGGCGAGGAGCCCAAAGAAUCCAAGGUCGGUAUCACCCACGUCGUUUACAAGGACGGUGGCCUGCGUACACUCGAAAAAGUCAAGUAUGCAGGCGGCUUGGUCAAGUGUGUCGGUGUUGGCUGGGUUCUCGACUGUGAGAGGGAGAACAAGUGGCUAGAUGAGGCGCCAUACAUGGUCGACAGCUCGAUUGUGCCUCGGGGUGGUGCCAAACGUCGCAAGAGUAUGGAGCCACGCGCUCUAAGUAACGUCAACGGCACUCUUGUGAGGAUCGCUGAACCGUCGACGCCCUCUGCCAGUGGACGUCGUUGCGGUGCCGACCAAGGCGCGGUGGACGGUUUCCGAAAGAUCACUCCGCCAACGCCCUUGGCUGGAGUUCCUUCGACACCUACGCAGAAAAGCGAGCGCUAUACCGUGCCCGCCACUCCAGGCUAUAAUUUUGAAAAUCUUGACGCCAUCGGCAUGUCACCAGCCACACCAUACUUCCUCUCCAACCGGGCCAAGCUGGUUCAGCAAUCUUGCCCCCCGAAGCAGAGCAACCGCGGUCUGUUUGACUCAGUGGAUAGACCCACUUUCAGUCUUGAAGCAGAUGAUGAAGCAGAGACUAGACGUCAGCAGAGGGCCCGAAUGGAGGCGGCCCGGCGUAAAAGUCACUUCUAUCAACCCGCCAUACAAAGUCCACUACGGGAGUAA